CCAAAUUUCAGUACCAUUAUUGCAGAGAUUGCUUCCUCACGAGUCAUUGCAUAGAUUUCUCACCAUUCAAAUCCAAGUUUGCCCUCCUCACCAAAAAUCCUAUGCACGAUUGUAGCUUCAGGAGCUAGCUGCAAAAGUGUCACAAUUAUACAAAGUUUCAAGCAAGGAAUUUCACCAACCCACAGUUGCACCAAUAUAAUCCCGUAGACGACCCUCGAUAAGCCACACACCUACUACACUGAAUUCCCACUCUCUGGCUCUUCAUCUUAAACCCCAAAUAGACACAGCAAACGAUGAUGCCACACUUCGGCGCCAACACCCAAACGUCUGCCUGGACCACUGGCUCCUUUCACGACCACCACAAAGCCACCACGCACAUGACCUUCUUCUGGGGCCACAAAACCAAAAUUCUUUUCAAUUGUUGGCCCGGUUCGAGCUCUGGCAUGUACGCUUUGGCGUUGAUCUUCGUCUUCACGCUCUCAUUGAUCGUGGAGUGGUUCAAAUAUUGCAGCAUCAUCAAGCCCGGGACAAAUAAGGUCGCUGCGGGUUUCUUUCGGACUGGGAUGCGCACGUUGCUUUCUGGACUUUCUUACAUGGUUAUGCUUGCGGUCAUGUCCUUUAACGGCGGCAUUUUUCUUGCUGCCGUCGGCGGGCACGCUGUUGGGUUCGUGUUUUUUGGUAAUCGGAUUUCUAAAAACUCCGAGAAGAAGCCAGAUCUCCCCUCCCAUUAACUUCAAGUGCUGAAUUUUGGCUGUGGCGAGUUUGAGUGCUAAAUCAUUCCUAAGCACUUGAAAUAUUAAAAAAAAUCUUGUGUUUUCAAUUCAACAAGACUGGAAGUCACUAAUGUAUCUUUAUUUAAUUCAAUCUCAUAAAAUAUCAUACAUAACAUAGCUAUA
Messenger RNA from Hevea brasiliensis (rubber tree), 896 nucleotides. RefSeq names its product copper transporter 1. The coding region runs from base 294 to 731 and encodes 145 amino acids. The transcript has a single exon. The record is from RefSeq and is a predicted model, not a curated record. Gene Ontology annotation, cellular component: plasma membrane. Lineage: Eukaryota; Viridiplantae; Streptophyta; Magnoliopsida; Malpighiales; Euphorbiaceae. Gene Ontology annotation, biological process: intracellular copper ion homeostasis; copper ion transmembrane transport. Gene Ontology annotation, molecular function: copper ion transmembrane transporter activity.